Arctia plantaginis is the source of this 450-nucleotide messenger RNA. NCBI's taxonomy places the organism in Eukaryota, Metazoa, Arthropoda, Insecta, Lepidoptera, Erebidae. The record is from the annotation of a GenBank genome assembly.
AUGAGACCAGUGAUAGUUUCAUUUAACACAUUAAGCAAGAAAAUUGAAGUUAUAAAAAAGAAGAAGUUACUACAAGACUCUGGGAUUUAUAUGACGGAGGAUUUCCCUUUAAAAGUUAUACAGAAACGCAAAGAAUUGCAAGAAGAGCUGAAACAACUAUUAGACCAAGGGAAAUCAGCGUACUUAAAAUACGAUAAAAUUAUUAUCAAAGAAGAAAACAACGGGCAUCUGAAUCGAAAUCAUAAACGAACUUUAUCCCAAUCACCAAAUGAAAACAACCAAACCAAGAACAAUGCAAACAUACACUCCCACAAGAAAAACAAGAGAGACAUUAGCACCUAUUUUAGAUCAAAAAAAGAUGCUCCCGCCCCACAAGAAAAACAAACUGUGCUCUUGAAUAUAAAAGAAAUUUCAGAAAGCAACAACUCGAAGGAGACAUCUAACAUAUAG